CCACAGGCUCUUAUGAGAAAGAGUGAAGGGUGCCGAAGGGUGCCGAGAGGGGACUUCUGGGGCCUUGGGAGCCUCGUGGUUCUUACGCCUGGACUCCCAGACUGCCAGGGUCCCUUCCUCCAAAGCCCGGUCACCUAAGGCCUGAGCCCCCGGAAAGAGGGAGGAGGGUCGAUUUCAAAUACCCCCAGCCCCGCCUCUUCCCCCUGCCUGCUCAGCUUCCUCUCUCUGCGAGGAACACUUUCACUUCCUGCUACUCCAGGCCUCCCCUCGGAGAACAGGUAGGGGCCCCCAGGGACUGAGCAGCUGGCAUCACCCCCCCACUGGCCCACUGCCUCCCUGUGGUAUCAGGUAGCCGCUGCCAUCCCAUCCUGCCCAGCACCACCCAUCUCCUCCUCCCCUUCUCAUGGGACCCAGGCAAGCAUCUGUCUCCCUCCCCCCACCCCUCGUGACUGCUCUCCCCUGGCCAGGGCACCUGCUCUCUGUCCCCCACUUCCUAAUACCCUGCGUUUCUGGUCAGUGGGCUGAUUGAUUUGUUUAGCUGUUUAUUUUCCAUCCCCUAUACCCACCCCAAGAAGAAUGGAAGCCCCUGGGAGCAGGGGCCUAUUCUGUCCAUCACCCUUUUCCCCAGGCACCCUUUCACCCUAAUCUGGGCCUGUACUCAAUAAAUAUUUGUUGGAUGUAUGGGUGCACGGAUGGAUGGAUGCAUGGAUGGACCUAGGACUCCUCCUCCUGGGACUGCUGCAGGGAAAAUAUUUUAGAAUGCCCACCUUAACUGAUAACCCACUGUAGGACUCUCUACCUGGUUAAAAGGGUUGGGGUCCAAUGGAUAGAGGGACAGAUGUGUGAUAAAGCAAAAAGAAUAAUAGUAAAAUCUAGGUAGUGGGUAUGUGGCUGUUCCCUGUAAAAUUAUUUCAGUUUUUCUGAAUGUUUUAAAUCUCUCAUAAUAAAACGUUGGGAGAAAAUAUUUGAGGGCUCCUCUGUGGUCUGGGAAGGGAGGGAGAGGAAAUGUUGUAUAACAUUUGUCACAGUUCCAGAGUGCCUGCUAUGGACAGAGCCCUUUUCCGGGCACUGUAUUUUGACAAGGUUGUUAAUUAGCUGGUCCACGUUCAUAAGGCUACACCGGAUGUUAUAAUCUGAAAUAUUACCCUACUGCUUGGUAAAUAGCUGUCAUUUUGAGUCAUCUUCCUCCCCCACUACGUCAAGACUCAAGACUCCUGGGAUCCCCAGAUCGCCCCACCAUCCAGCAAAUAAAGAAUUAAUACCUGGCACAGCAAGGGGUCUCAAGUCCAUUCUGAUUGGUCAAGGUCUCUGCCAUGUGGGUUGUAAAUAGACUUAUCUUCCUCCCUGCCAGAGGCCAGACCAUGGCUCACUGGCCUUCUGCACCCUGAGGAUGAUGGCACAGCCACAGGACAAGGCCUCAGCAGGCCCCACCGAUGGGGAGAGACUAAUCCCAUCACAGGCGAAUGGAACAGGUGAGACCCCCUUAAGGGUCCUUGGGACCCCAGAGCCACUCCUUCGCCUUCAGAGGACAUGGGGGGUGUGGCAGAUCCCAGAGCUGGAUGCCCAGGAUGCAAAAGCCCUUCUGGAGCUGUGGCCACCAGGGAGUUUCCUGGUCGUAGGACAUGAUCCCAGACAGGUCCUUGUGUUGAGGGCAGGACCUUCACCAGGGGAAAUCAGCACCUACCAGAUCCUGAAGCUUCCUGGAGGUGUGUCUCUGGAGUCCUCUAACCUAUGCAUGUCAGACCUGCCCCAUCUCCUGGCCUUCCUAUCAGCCAGCAGGGAUGUUUUGCCCAGAACACUGCUCUUGCCCCCUCCCACUCUAGGGCCUGGAGACCAAAACACAGAUCCUCUGCAGAUUGGCAGCAUUCAACUCAACACCUCAGGGAGGGUGUUCUUUGUGGUGAACAAGCUCUACCUGGAGACCCACAGAGGGUGGGAGAUGGAGCAGACACCCCCAGAGACAACUCCAGAGACUGCCAAGAGACAUGGUCCAGCCCCCAGGAACCCAGCCCCUCACCAGGUCUCCUGGGUGGAAGGCCCACUCAGCCCAGAAGUACACCAUCCUAGGCCAGCUCUGGCCAGCCUGGUGGAAGAGAAGGAGGAAGAGGAGAAGGAGGUGGAUGACUACAGAGAUGAAGAAGGGGGAGCUGAGGAUGCGCUCACGCGUCACAUCCGGGCUCUAGCCAGGGCCCGGAGCAGCUACGUGGCCAGGCAGUUCCGGGGCUUUCGGGUGCGCCUCACCUCAGAGGCUGAAGGUCCCCACAGGCCUGGGGACCCGGCCACAGAGCUGCUUCAGGAUAUGCGGCACCUCCUUGCUGACCUCCAAGAUCACUUAGCAAAGGACCCCGAUGUCAGGGCUGUCUUUGAGAGCAGGGCACCCGGGGCCCCCCAGAAGGACGAGGAUCUAGGCCCCGCGGUGGAGGCGGCCCUGUGCCGGGCGGUGCUGGCGCCUCUGAAGCCGGCCCUGUGGACUCGACUCCGCACGCUCCGCGCCCCAGCUCUGCGGCAACUGCGGCGGCGACAGAUAGCCCUGCGGGCGGAGGCGGGGCCUCCGGGAGCUCAGGGGGCGGGGCAUGAGAGGCGGGGCCCCGUCCCCGCCCUGCGAAGCCGCAUCCACGCGCGCCUGGCGCGCCUCCACUCAGCCUGCGCCCCACGCCGCAAGGUGUCUGUCCUGCUGGCGGUGUGCAAUGACGUCUACGAGGGCCUGGCUCGGGACGAAAACCAAGAGCCCCUGGGGGCCGACGCCUUCCUGCCAGCGCUAACAGAGGAACUAAUCUGGAGUCCGGACAUUGGGGAGACGCAGCUCGACGUGGAGUUUCUCAUGGAGCUCUUGGAUCCGGACGAGCUACGGGGAGAGGCCGGGUACUACCUGACCACGUGGUUUGGGGCCCUGUACCACAUUGCCCACUACCAGCCUGACACGGGCCGCGCGCCCCAGGGGCUCAGCUCUGAGGCCCGGGCCUCCCUGCACCAGUGGCACCGCAGGCGGACGCUGCAUAGACAGAGCCCCACCGAAGCCCAGGCCAAGCUGCCCUUUGAGGAACCAUGGGCAAUAGAGAUUGUGCAAGAGGCCAAUGAUGAUUAGAAUCUCAAACCCUUCUGCUCUGCAGGCAAGGUUCGGGAGGCACCUAGGGCAGCACCAACUUCUGACCCCUGUAGUUUAGACUAGAGGCAGCAAGCAGGAGGGGCUCCCAGGAAAAGGAAACGGGUCUGAGGGAAGACCUCUGAGCCUUUGCAUUGGCUGUCCCUGCUUCCUGGAAUGCCAUUCCCAAAUAUCCACACUGCUCCUUCCCUCCCUUCCUUCAGGUCUUUAGGCAGAUGUCACCUUCUCAGUGAGGCUGUCUUCCAGACACCCCUGUCUAAAACCACAGCUUCUCUGGCUUGACCCUCUCUGUGGUAAACAGAAUAAUGCCGCCCCAAGAUGUUCACCUCUAAUCCCCAUAAUCUGUGACUAUGUUACCUUAAGUGGUAAAAGGGACUUUACAGAUGUGAUUAAAUUAAGGAUCUUGGACUUCUCUGGUAGUCCAGGGGUUAAGGCUCCGCGCUUCCACUGCGGGGCCUGCGGGUUCGAUCCCUGGUGGGGGAAGUUCUGCAUACCGUGGGGUGCGGCCAAAAAAAACAAAAAUUAAGGGUCUUGCGAUGGGAAGAUUACCCUGGAUUCAGGUGGGCCCGAUGUAAUCCCCAGGGUCCUUAUAAGAGGGAGGCAGUGGGGUCAGAGUCAGAGGAAGAGAUGUGAUGAUGCAAGCAGAGGUCGGAGUGAUGUGUCCAGGAGCCAGACAAUGUAGGCAUCCUCUAGAAGCUGAAAAAGACAAGGAAUGGAUUUUCCCCUGGAACCUCCAGAAGGAACUCAGCUUUCCACUUUGUUUUUUUUUAAAUUAAAGUAUAGUUAAUUUACAAUGUUGUGUUAGUUUCAAGUGUACAACAAAGUGAUUCAGGAAGGCAAAGGAAGACUUGAC
Molecule: messenger RNA, 3956 nt
Organism: Physeter macrocephalus (sperm whale)
Lineage: Eukaryota; Metazoa; Chordata; Mammalia; Artiodactyla; Physeteridae
Gene: RINL
Product: Ras and Rab interactor like
Exons: 12
Coding region: 1391-3085 (564 amino acids)
Biological process (GO): vesicle-mediated transport
Cellular component (GO): endocytic vesicle; cytosol
Molecular function (GO): small GTPase binding; guanyl-nucleotide exchange factor activity
Source: RefSeq, a predicted model, not a curated record